AUGACAGAACUCAGUAUCCUUGAUCAAACUCCAACUCACCAAAUUUCCCGUUCAGCUGACCAUGAUCCUGCUAGUCAACAUGGAAAUGAAAUAGAACCCACCCGAAUCAUCACCGAGCCCGAAAUCGUACAUCCAGAGGGAAUCAAACUCUGGCUCAUCAUGCUCUCAGUAACAGCCGUUCUCAUCUUGAGCAGCGUGGAUAUGAAUAUAGUAGCAACUGCAGUCCCGAGCAUAACAGAUCAUUUCCACACUGUAGCACACGUCGGGUGGUACUCAUCCGCCUUUAGACUCUGUGUUUGCGCAUUCCAAUUCAUAUUUGGAAAGGCGUACAAACUAUUCUCCGUGAAGCGCGUGUUCCUGCUCGCCAAUGCUAUAUCUAUAGCAGGAUCGAUGCUGUCUGGUUCUGCUGCUACGUCUACUAUGCUUGUUACGGGUCGGGCCGUUUCUGGCCUUGGUGCUGCAGGUUUGUUCGCAGGCUGUUUUGUCAUCGUGGUGCAGUCGACGCCUUUGCGUCAAAGACCCUUGUUUUUGGGUAUGAUGGGCGCGGCUGAAGGUCUUGCGACGAUUGCGGCGCCGCUCCUUGGUGGUGCUCUCCAGUUGUUGAGUUGGCGAUGGUGUUUCUAUAUCAACGCACCAAUCGGAUUGAUCGCGUUCGUGGCCUCCAUGCUCUGCUUGUCAGACAUGCAGAAGCCUAUUGAGAUUGCUCGGUUGACUCUCAAAGAAAAGGUCGCCCAGCUCGAUCUGAUUAGUAACGUGCUACUUCUCCCAGCGCUCACGAGCCUCUUCCUCGGGUUUUCCUGGGCCGGCACAAAGUAUUCAUGGACGAGCGGUGAGGUAAUUGGACCCCUAGCUACAUUUGCCGUUCUCUCGAUCGCGUUCAUCCUGAAUCAGACCCGUAACGGCGAGACCGCUGCCCUCCCUCCUCGCUUGAUGAAGCAUCGCAGUGUCAUAGCUGGCUUCAUCUUCAUGUUCUGCAUCAACAGUACCGGUGUAGUACUCGAGUACUACCUUCCUACCUACUAUCAGCUCGUGCGUGGAUACACACCUGUGAAGAGUGGCUACAUGAUACUUCCCAUUAUCAUCGCAGCAACUAUAGGAUCACUGAUACAUGGAGCUGGCACGAGCGUAUUUGGAUAUUACACGCCAUUCAUGAUUCUGGCUUCGGUAAUCAUGCCGAUAGCGAUUGGCCUCAUCACAACGUUCGAAAUAGACACAAGCUUGGAACGACUCGUUUCUUACACAGCAUUGUCGGGAUUGGCCUAUGGGAUAGGUUUCAUUGGUCCCCAAACAGCUGUGCAGACUGUUUUGCCUGCUGAGGAUGUUCCCCUUGGGUUAUCUAUCAUGCUAUUCACACAAUCCUUUGGUCCAGCUGUAACAGUUCCCAUUGCGCAAGUGAUCUUUACGAACCAACUAUCGACCAACCUGGAAGGUCUUGCACCGAGCUUGAGUCAACGGAAUAUCAGCAACAGUGGACUCACCGAAUUGAUAGCAAGUGUGCCAGCUUCGGACGCGACGGCAGUACUUAUUGCUGUUAAUAAGAGUCUCAGUCAGACUUGGUACUUCAUCACAGGAUUGGCCUCGAUAGCAAUUGUGGGAAGUUUGUCCACUAAAUGGCAAUCUGUUAAGAAGUGA
Fusarium venenatum is the source of this 1632-nucleotide messenger RNA. The record is from RefSeq and is a predicted model, not a curated record. Lineage: Eukaryota; Fungi; Ascomycota; Sordariomycetes; Hypocreales; Nectriaceae.